Molecule: messenger RNA, 2578 nt
Organism: Drosophila subobscura
Lineage: Eukaryota; Metazoa; Arthropoda; Insecta; Diptera; Drosophilidae
Product: L-asparaginase
Exons: 4
Coding region: 517-2472 (651 amino acids)
Biological process (GO): amino acid metabolic process
Molecular function (GO): asparaginase activity; protein binding
Source: RefSeq, a predicted model, not a curated record
GGGCAUACAGAAAGUGAGGAAAUACCCAUAGCAUUUGAAUUUCAUUAGAUUACUCAUAACUGACAUCGUCCAAAGUCUGCGGCGGCCAUCGCAAAGAAGGAGCUGCUAUCUGUAUCUGAUUGCCACAGCGUGAACGGAACAUACUUUCAAUUUCCGUCAGAUACGAGAAGCAUUUGCGGGCAAACGCAAUUAGAAAUACCACGUGAACUGACGUACCGCCGACCCCCUAGGUCGUCGCUGCUAAAACACAGAUUGAAUCGCGGCGCGGAAUAAACCAAAGCCCAGCCACUCUCACCUGAUAACAAAUUGGUCAAAUAAUCAACAGCGGAACCGCGUAACCAGCAGUAGCAGGGCGUAAUAGUUUCCAGCCAGUCACGCCGCAGAUGCACGGGUUAAUGGAUUUUCAGUUUACGCCUCUCCACUGAAUAACACAACGCCAAAGCCACAGCCACAGACCCGAGCGAUAAGGAGAAACAGAAUCUCAAGCCAAACGGUUUCCCCAGUAGAUUGCCAGCUAUGUCUGCGAACGGUGGCAGCGCUGAGACGACGGGCGCCAGCAAGCCCAUCGACAUCCAGGUACGGGUGCCCACGCACGAGCGCCUCAUGUCCAUCGACAAGGGCAUGGCGCCGUCCUCGCCAACGCUGCCAAGCCCCACGAUACGGCGGAAUAAAAGCGACGGCAAACUAAUGGCCCAGGACAUCAAGGAGGCACGUGUGCGUGUCAUCUACACGGGCGGCACCAUUGGCAUGAUGCGAAACGAACGAAAUGUGCUGGCGCCCAUACCCAAUGCCCUGGUGCGCAGCAUUCGCAAGUAUCCGAACAUCCACGACGAGGAGUACGCGCUGCGACGCUUUGGCGCCUCAGCAUCGAUGGCGCCGCUUGUCCUGCCCUUUGUCCAGGGUGUGGACAGAAGGGUCCUGUACCAGGUGACCGAAUAUACGCCGCUGCUGGACAGCAGCAACAUGACGAUGAAUGACUGGGCGCGCAUUGCCAACGAUAUACAGCAAUCGUACGAGUUCUUUGACGGCUUCGUGGUGCUGCAUGGCACCGACACGCUCUCAUACACCGCCUCAGCGCUGUCCUUUAUGCUGGAGAAUCUGGGCAAGACGGUGAUCAUCACGGGCUCACAGAUCCCGAUCUUUGAGACGCGCACCGACGGCAAGGACAACUUCACAUCCGCACUGAUCAUCGCCGGCAACUAUAUCAUACCGGAGGUGUGCAUCUUCUUUGGCCACAAACUGAUGCGCGGCAAUCGCACGGUGAAGGUCAGCUCCAAUUCGCUGGACGCUUUCGAUUCCCCCAAUGUGCCGCCGCUGGCAAGGAUUGGCAUCGAUGUGAAUGUGGACUAUCGCCUGAUCUUUCGGCCCUGCAGCAUCGAACGCUUCUGCGUGCACCUGAAUCUCGACGAGAAUGUGGGCCUGCUGCGAAUCUUUCCGAGCAUUUCGCUCUCCACAUUCCGCGCCUUCCUGGCGCCCCCCAUCCGUGGUGUGGUGCUGCAAUCGUUCGGCUCUGGCAACAUACCCUCGAAUCGCCGCGACCUCAUCGAUGAGCUGCAGGCGGCCGCCGAUCGUGGCGUAAUCAUCAUCAACUGCACCCAGUGUCCCAACGGUUCGGUGGCGGAGAUCUACGACACCGGCAAGGUGCUGUGCGAUCUGGGCGUCAUUCCUGGCUAUGACAUGACCCCCGAAGCGGCCCUAUCCAAGCUGGCCUAUGUCAUUGGCAAGGAGGAGUGGUCGCUGGAUGUCAAGAAGCAGAUGAUGCAGUCGAAUCUUCGCGGCGAACUGACCUCGGUGACGGCACCCAAGAUGGAGGACUACGAUUUGGUGGAUGCUGUGGCGCGCUCUCUGCACUUGUCCUCGCCCCAGGAGCUGGACCAGCUGGGCGCCACCCUCUUCCCGGCCAUGAUCAAUGCCGCCGUCGCCGAGGGAGACCUGAAGAAGAUCAACAACCUGAAGGCAUACGGCGCCGAUCUGUCCGGCACCAAUCACGACCAACGGACGGCCCUGCACUUGGCCUGUCAGCUGGGCAACGUCGAGAUCGUCAAGUAUCUGCUGCACAACGGUGUCUCGGUCCACAUACGCGAUCGCUACGAUCGCACGCCACUGCUGGAGGCCGUCUCCACGGACAGCCACGAGAUCAUCCAACUGCUCAUCAAUUGUGGCGCCCACCUGACCGGCUCCUCACGGGCCGUCGGCGAGCAGCUGUGCGCGGCCGCUGCCCGCGGCUCCCUGAUGCGCCUCAAGUCGUAUCAGUAUGCGGGCGCCGAUCUCUCGCAGCCGGAUCCAUCGGGACGCACGGCGCUGCAUGUGGCCGCCCUGCACGGUUUCCCCGAGGUGGUGGAGUACGUCCUGCCCUACUUCGAGAGUGCCAGCGAGAAGGACUUGCUCGGUCUGAGCGCCUUGGACUAUGCGGAGCGUGGCGGCCAUACAGCCCUUGUGGACAUGCUGAAAGCGGCUCUAUGUGCAGCAUAGCUAUGUGCAGCAUAGAAAUUCUCCAUUGUUUCUUUACUCAAGCCACCGUUACUUAAGUGCUUGCCUCGUGCAGCAUCUGUGCAAUAUUGUGUCUAGUCUGGUUUGG